GCAAAAUAUCACCGCCCGCCAUAUUCGCCCGAGGUAUAUAUAAAGCAGUCUCUAGAAUCUAGUAUUAUAUUAUUGAUGAUCAUGAGAUGAAAUUGACAAGCCAGUUUUUCCCAUCCCCCCUAUCAAAAUAUUUACCUAAUAAAUAAAUGUUUUAUAAAAUACCUUUUAAAUAUUUACAAAUUUUCACGCCAUGUUAUAAUACAGACCUGUCGAACAUAAUUCUGACUUAAUAAUCGAUGCAUGGGGUGACUUGCUAUGCGUGGUAAAGCGGCGUGAUGGGCUAGAUUUAUAAUGCUACUAUAUUUGUCAGAUAAAAAAAAUUGACUGAAACGUCCAAUGAAAUCACUUUAGUGUGAAUUCAACGAUAAGAAAUGCAUAUAUAUUAUAAUACAAGAUUUCCAUGUACUGAUAACGAAACUUAUUAACGGCUUUAUUAACCGAAAUUCCCAUUUUCAGACGCCCUUUUGAUACAACAACAGAAAUUGACAGAAACAAAGGAUAUUUUAUGCAAUGAAACCUCACCGUGUUUCGAAGAUGGAGAAUGAUAGUUGCAGCCAAAUCCAAGUAAAUUUCUUUACAAAACACAAGGCGUAUUCUGUGCCACAAACACCGUUCUCUAUACCUGUUACUGUGAGUUGUGAUGAUCUGAGUGCAUUGAUAAACAGCCUCUUGCAACAAGAGAACAUAUUGAAUGAGGAUAAAAAAGUGGAAUUCGAUUUCCUCAUCUCUGAUCAGUACAUCACAGAAUCUUUACAAAAACAUAUAACAAAGCAAGAUGUAGAAACGGAAGAUGUGGUCAAAAUAGAAUAUAUAGAGAAAAAGGCUGCACCAUGGCCAGAAAAAAUGAUGCUUCAAAAUGACUGGGUUAGCUCAAUUGCUGUUUCAAGUGAUUGUAUUUUAUCUGGAAGCUAUGAUAAUAUGGUGUAUGUCUGGGAUAUGCAAGGGAACUGUUUAAACUCUAUAAAUGAACACACACAAGCAGUGAAGGCUGUUAACUGGAUAAGAAAAGAUAAAGAAAAAGCUAUUUUUUUAUCCUCAUCGCUUGAUCAGACUAUCAAAAUAUGUGAGUGCCCAUUGAACGAAGGUCGGUCAUCUUGUCUGUAUGUCUGUAAAGGACAUACGAAAAGUGUAGACUGUCUAGCUGUUCACCCAAAUGAAAUGAAGUUUUGCAGUGGUUCGUGGGAUAAAACACUUAAAUUAUGGUCAUCAGAUUUGUCAACAAACCCUGAUGACGGUGAUGAUGAAAAUAUACAGAAGAAAUCUAAAACUGAGCAAGAACAUAAAAGAAACAUAACUAGAACCCCGUUAAUGACAAUGACUGGCCACACAGAAGCCGUGUCUUCAGUGAUCUGGUCCGAAGAUCGUGAAGUUCUCAGUUGUGGUUGGGACCAUACAAUAAGAGUUUGGGAUGCUGGCUCUGGAAUUAAUAAACAUACUUUGACUGGUGGAAAAGCAUUUAAUUGUAUCUCUUAUUCACCUCAUUCCAAGCUGAUUGCUUCAGCUGGUGCAGAUAGACAUGUUAGAUUAUGGGAUCACAGGAUAAGAGAUGGUGCUGUUUUUCAGAAAACUCUAACCUCUCAUGAUGGUUGGCUAUCUUCUGUAGCCUGGUCACCAAGAAAUCAAUUUAUGUUGGUGUCCGGAUCUUAUGAUCAGACUCUUAUUUUAUGGGAUACGAGAAGUGCCACCACACCCCUGCAUGUUCUACGCGGACAUAAUGAUAAAGUGAUGUGUGUUGAUUGGUCCACAGAACAGUUUGUUAUCAGUGGAGGAGCAGACAAUCAGUUGAUCGUUCACCGUGUUUCAGGAAAGGAUGAAGAUACCAAUGACGAUGAUUCUACGGUUUAAAAACUGAAUAGCACAAAAACGCGGGAAGUUACGUGAAUAAUAAUGCACAAACACAACAUCGAAUGUUCAUCCU
Messenger RNA from Dendronephthya gigantea, 1918 nucleotides. RefSeq names its product ribosome biogenesis protein WDR12 homolog. The record is from RefSeq and is a predicted model, not a curated record. The coding region runs from base 511 to 1845 and encodes 444 amino acids. The transcript has 16 exons. Lineage: Eukaryota; Metazoa; Cnidaria; Anthozoa; Malacalcyonacea; Nephtheidae. Gene Ontology annotation, biological process: ribosome biogenesis. Gene Ontology annotation, molecular function: protein binding.